AUGCCGCUCUCCCCGCCCCCGCCGCCCAAGAAGCGGGACAGGACCACCAACCACGCCGCCAGCACCCUGCACACCACCAGACCCGCCAAGAAGGAGAAGCCCGCCCCAGUCACCAUCGUCUACAGGGGCACCCCAGACGACCACCCCUUCCCCAACCCCAGCACCACCGCCCUCGCCCCACAGACGGCCAUCAACCGCGGCCACGGCUGCAUGGCCAUCGACGUCGCCCCCCCCUCGACCGUCGCCCCGAGCUACAGCCUGUCCCACGCCACCGAAGCCAGCCUCAUGAAGCGCAAACACAACCGUCUGCGCGACCUCUGCCGCGAACGCGCCCUGCUCGACCCCGCCCGCGAACUCACCAAGCGGGAGAUGGUCAUCGCCCUGCUCUCAUGGCGUGAGGCCAACCUGGGCCAGCGAUCCUCCGGAUUCUCAGAAACCGACGACUCCAUGACCAGCCCAGCCUCCGGCUACGACACCGACGACCACGACCACGACCGAUCCGACCCGGCCAUCCACGAGCGAUCCUUCGACGACGCCAUCGACCCCCAGCUCUUCUCCCCCGAGCUCAACCCCGGCAUCUACAACCUGCGCCCCCGCAACCCGCCCUCGCCCACCAAGCACAUCCCCCCGCCAGGCCACCCGCAGCUCGCCCAGCCCCGCACCCGGAUGGCCAUACCCAGCCCAUUCAACAACCCGCCUGCCAAGAAGACCCCCCCGGCCCCAGCCGAGGAGCCCGCGCCGGUCAUGUCCCACCCCCCGAUGAUCCCCCUGCUCGACGACCCCGCCCGCAGCCGGAAGCCCGGCUCGAUCAGACUCGUCGGCACCAAGGUGCCCUCGAUCGGCCCGAUCGGCAAGAUGAGCAUGUCCUCCAUCAACCUCACCGGCGCCGGGCCCAUGGCCUCUACCCCCCCCGCCACCGCUAUCCCCCCCGCCACCGUCGUCAUGAAGUCCUCCUCCCCCCCCUCGCCCCCCGCCUCGACGGAGCCCGAGGAGGACCACUCCCCAUCCCACAGGCCCCGCCCUUCCCCCCCUGAAGACCUCGACGUGCUCCUCGACCUGGAAGACCUGAAGCUGUCCGACAAGGAGAUCCCGCCAGAGAAACUCACCCGGGAACACAAGGUCGGCAGCGGCAGCUUCAAGGACGUCUAUAUGGGCAGAUACCGCAACUUCAGGGUGGCGAUCUGCGACCUGCGGGGCCGGCUGACGGACAUGGACAUCAAAGAGCUCGGCCUCUUGCGCGACCUCAGACAUCCGAACAUCGUCCGCUUCAUCGGCGUCUCGAUCGGCGGAGCUAUACCCUGUACCAUCGUCACCGAACUGUGCAGGAACGGCGACUUAUACGACUAUAUCCGCAAGAUCCCGUGUCCGUCUUACGUCCAGAUCUUAGGCUUGAUGUUGGACGCCGCCCGCGGGGUGGAGUAUCUCCAUCUGCGCACACCCUCGAUCAUCCAUCGGGACCUCAAGAGUCCCAACGUCUUGAUCACCGCCAACGGCAGCGCCAAGAUCACCGACUUCGGCCUCGCCCGGGUCAAGCGCGACGUCAUGUCGAUGUGUGCCACCACGUGUGGCACGCUUAAUUGGCAGGCCCCAGAGCUCUGGGUCGCCCAUCCCUCGUACAACCACAGCAUCGAUGUCUAUGCGCUUGGGCUGGUCUUUUGGGAGGUCUUGUGUUGGCCGUUCAAGGAGAAAACGUACCCGUUCCAAGGGAUGAACGAGCAUGCGAUCUUCGAGGAGGUCGGCAAGAACCGGCUCCGGCCCUCCACUAGCUCCGUCCGCCGUAAAUGGGGCCGCGAGAUCGUCGCGCUCAUCGACCGGAUGUGGGAUAACUCGUCCGACGCCCGCCCGGCUAUGCCCGAGGUCGUCCGCCUGCUCAAUGCUAUGGCUCUUCAGGAACGCGAGAAGGCUUGGGCGGCCAGCAAGAACCAAGCAUCUGCUCUCGCAUGA
Molecule: messenger RNA, 1944 nt
Organism: Puccinia triticina
Lineage: Eukaryota; Fungi; Basidiomycota; Pucciniomycetes; Pucciniales; Pucciniaceae
Exons: 14
Coding region: 1-1944 (647 amino acids)
Biological process (GO): protein phosphorylation
Molecular function (GO): protein kinase activity; ATP binding
Source: RefSeq, a predicted model, not a curated record